Molecule: messenger RNA, 5407 nt
Organism: Hippopotamus amphibius kiboko
Lineage: Eukaryota; Metazoa; Chordata; Mammalia; Artiodactyla; Hippopotamidae
Gene: G3BP1
Product: G3BP stress granule assembly factor 1
Exons: 13
Coding region: 593-1990 (465 amino acids)
Cellular component (GO): cytosol; ribonucleoprotein complex
Molecular function (GO): mRNA binding
Source: RefSeq, a predicted model, not a curated record
CGGCCACGCGGGGCGAGAGCGAGCCGCGGCCGCCGCCCGCGCCCCGGCGUGAUCUCGGGGGCCUGGGCCCCCGCGCGGCGGGCUCGCCAGCUUUUUCCCGCCCGCUCGCCCGCCCGCCAGCCGAGUCCUCCGUCCCCUGGGGGGAUCUCUAGCUUCACCCGGUGGAGGUUAAGAACAGCGGAGACUGGCCUUUGGGGCGGGGGUAGGGGGCACGAAAGGGCCAUGAGAAUUUCUGGACUCGUGAAGCAGAAGUGCUGCUCCUAGGGUUUACGAGGGGCGAAGGGGGAACAGCGAGUUCAGGGAUGUGGAGUGAUGAUAAUUUUCCCAAGGCCUCCCUGUGUGCCAGGCACUGUGCGGAGCAGCUUGUGUGUGUCUUUACUGCCGAUGAGGCAGGCACGGUGGUUUCCCUCCGUUUUCAGCGGACUCGAAGGCCCGGAGGUGGAGGGACACGGUCACAGGCGUCCAGACCCUAAGGGGCAGAAAUUUAUCUAUUUUGUGUGUGCAGACGCUUUUUAGGAUUGGUCUUUAUAUAAGAAUCUUUUUUUGCUGCCAGAGGGAACACAUUUACAUCCUUGUUGAAUUGACCAAAGCAAUGGUUAUGGAGAAGCCUAGUCCCCUGCUGGUUGGGCGGGAAUUUGUGAGACAGUAUUACACACUGCUGAACCAGGCCCCAGACAUGCUGCACAGAUUUUAUGGAAAGAACUCUUCUUAUGUCCAUGGGGGAUUGGAUUCAAAUGGAAAGCCAGCAGAUGCAGUCUAUGGACAGAAGGAAAUCCAUAGGAAAGUGAUGUCACAAAACUUCACUAAUUGCCACACUAAGAUCCGCCAUGUCGAUGCUCAUGCCACUCUGAAUGAUGGUGUGGUGGUCCAGGUGAUGGGCUUGCUCUCUAACAACAACCAGGCUUUGAGGAGAUUCAUGCAGACCUUUGUCCUUGCUCCUGAGGGCUCUGUUGCAAAUAAGUUCUAUGUUCACAAUGAUAUCUUCAGAUACCAAGAUGAAGUCUUUGGUGGCUUUGUCACUGAGCCUCAGGAGGAAUCUGAAGAAGAAGUAGAGGAACCUGAAGAAAGACAGCAGACACCUGAGGUGGUACCUGAUGAUUCUGGAACUUUCUAUGACCAGACUGUCAGCAAUGACUUAGAAGAACAUUUAGAAGAACCCGUUGCUGAACCAGAGCCUGAUCCUGAACCAGAACCGGAGCAAGAACCUGUAUCAGAAGUCCAAGAGGAAAAGUCUGAGCCAGUAUUGGAAGAAACUGCUCCUGAGGAUGCUCAGAAGAGUUCUUCUCCAGCGCCUGCAGACAUAGCCCAGACAGUGCAGGAGGACUUGAGAACCUUUUCAUGGGCAUCUGUGACCAGUAAGAACCUUCCACCCAGUGGAGCUGUUCCAGUUACUGGGAUACCACCUCAUGUUGUUAAAGUACCAGCUUCACAGCCUCGUCCGGAGUCUAAGCCUGAGUCUCAGAUUCCACCGCAGAGGCCUCAGAGAGAUCAAAGAGUGCGAGAACAGCGAAUAAGUGUUCCUCCCCAGAGGGGACCUAGACCAGUCCGUGAGGCUGGUGAGCAAGGUGAUGUUGAACCCCGAAGAAUUGUGAGACAUCCUGACAGUCACCAGCUCUUCAUUGGCAACCUGCCUCAUGAGGUGGACAAAUCAGAGCUUAAAGAUUUUUUUCAAAGUUAUGGGAAUGUAGUGGAGCUGCGUAUUAACAGUGGUGGGAAAUUACCCAAUUUUGGGUUUGUUGUGUUUGAUGAUUCUGAGCCUGUUCUGAAGGUGCUUAGCAACAGGCCCAUCAUGUUCAGAGGUGAGGUCCGCCUGAAUGUGGAAGAAAAGAAGACUCGAGCCGCCCGGGAAGGGGACCGCCGAGAUAACCGCCUGCGGGGACCUGGAGGCCCUCGAGGUGGGCUGGGUGGUGGGAUGAGAGGCCCACCCCGUGGAGGCAUGGUGCAGAAACCAGGAUUUGGAGUGGGAAGGAGCAUUGCUCCGAGGCAGUGAUUUGUUCUUCACCGAUCUUCAGACAACAGUACAAACCCUAGCUCCCACAGAAUGGUGAAGUUCUUCAGCCAGCCUUUGGCAUCUUGGAAUAUGACCUUAGUCUAUUCAUAAACUGCUUAAGUUUGUACAAUUUUACUUUUUGUGUUAAUGGUGUGUGCUCCUUCCCCAACUCUCUCCUCUCACCUUUUAGUCCUUCACUUCCAAUUUUGUGGAAUGAUAUUUUAGGAAAAAUGGAUUUUUAAAGAAGAAAAAAAGAGACUGAAUUUCCUUGCUUUAUUUGCAUAUACAGACUGGAUUUUUUUUUUUUAACAGUUUCCCCAAAGAAAUGUGUCUCACUUAUUACUGACAUUUGGUAUGUUUCAUUCAUUGGAAUAUUUCUUACUUAUUUUCUACGUGUUUCAAAAGCCUCUGAGAAUUACAGGAUAUGAUAAACAUUUUGAAGGCAGGAAAAACCCAAAUUGUUUCUUCGAGAGUCAUGACUACCUUCUGGUGUGGAGAAAUUGCCGUUGGAAAAAUUGACAAUUUUGAUUCUCGCUGGUAUGGUUAAAAACUGAAUAAAAGGUGUUAGUGGAGUUUUUCUUUUGAUACGUGAUCACAAAACAGUUCCAAAACCUACUGCUUUUACCACUGAAAUUGUGAGAUAGGUUUUAAAUGUCUAGAAUGCAGCUAAUAAGCUUUUCUUGAACUGUUAGAUUUUUUUUGAAGUAGAGUUUUUUCAUGUUUAAUUUGUAUUUGUAAAAAAAGGAAAAAAACAAAAAAAUUUUCAAAAUCUGAAUAACACAAAACCAGAGCAAAACUGCUGUGCCUUCUAUUUAUCUUUGAUUCCAGUCUUGGCAAUUGUUUAAAGAAAAAUAAAAACAAAAAACAAACCUUAGAUUUGUUCUAUCAGGUUCAGAGUAUGUUGGGAAUUAUAUAAUCCCUUUUUCACCCUGUAUGUCUUGUGUUAUGCCUUAUUCUGAAAUUGAGUCUCAAACUGGAAUGCCUUUGAGGACAGAUGCUUCCAUAGAGGUCCUUUGAUCUGAAUAGUUAAGCAUUUGUAUUAAGUUUUAUUUCAGUGUCUAUUCAGAAUUCUAAUCAUAGCCCAUAAGAAAGAAUGUGACUUUAAUAUUGGACUUUGCUGGUGUGCUUGAGUGUGUGCAAGUUUUUUUUCUUUAAAUCAUAGCCAUAUGGUAAAUUUUCUGUUUUGUUAUGGUUUCCUUUUAUUGGUGGGCACGCAGUGGGUGUUUCUUGGAAAUGGCCAAUUUUUAUUAAAAUGUUUCUGGAAGAAAAUUUAAUCUGGCAAUAUAGACUAAUACUCGUUUUGCAUAGUAUGUUACUGUUGAGUGCUGUGUGUGAGAUGGGUGAAGGUUUUGUUUACAUGUUUGUGAAGCAAGCCUUUGUGUGAUAACUUAUCAUUAUUAAUUGAAAGGCAAUGAGGUUGUCAAAUUUAACUUAUUUAUUUUCUUCUCAACAGUAUUCAUCUUUAGGACUGUUGUUUGAGGAUAAUAUAUUAGUAGGAAUAGGAAUGUUUGUUUUGCUCUUAUUGGGAAACAAGUUUGCUGAAGGGUGUAGUCUUAAACUAAAAUGAAGUUCGAUGUUAUCAGUUGGUCCUCAGUACCCCAGAUAUUUGAAAAUUGGCAACAUCUCCUUCACAUAAAGACACAUAUAACUGAAUCACAUGGCUGGGUUUUGGGUCAGUUUAAAUAACUAAUUGGUAACCACUUCAUUUGGUCCAGGCCAGUGAUAAUUGGAAGAAAUUCAGCUUGUACUUCUGUAGCUUAUAUUAAGCUUGUGGUAGAAAGAAGAAAAUUUAGCUGGAGUUAUUUUUGAGAAAAAAUUAAGUUGCAGUAAUUGUUAGGUGAUAAAUUUAUAAAUAACCUAGAAAUCAUUUUUUGUAAGUGAGUACUAGACCAUACAUUUCAAAAUGUUCUUCCUCCUCAGAGCAGAGCUUUAAGGGCACUAACUAGAUGCAGUGUUUCUCAACUUGGGGCUGUUAUUAUAUCCUCGAGGACGUGCAGAAAUGUGUUGUUCUUCGUGGAUUAGGGUUAGAGGGAGAUGCAUACCCUUCGUCUGGAGUUUGGUGGCUGGGGCCCGUGAUGCCAAAUACUCUUUGAAAAUGAAGCAACCCCACUGAGAACACAGGUAGUCUUUACUCCUAUAAUUCAUGGUGGGCAGAAUGGUAGAAUAGGGCAACUGGAGAGAAGACUCAUUCCUUUGAAAUAGAGCCUCAGAAAAAUAAAUUAGCAAAUAGAAAUCUUUCUCAGGAGUUUUAGUAUGUUACUACUGUAAGUAAUUAAUCUCAACUUUCCUUUAUUUGUAUCAAUUGUGCUUAUUUUUUUAAAAUUUGGAAAGGUAGUAGUAAUAUACUAGAUGCUGCUUGUAAUUUAUUGCAGGGGAUUACUGCAUAAUUUCAGAAGAGAAAAGGUUGCUUCAGUAAUUUCAAGUCAUCAUAAUUGGGAUAUUAUGGUGUUUUGACUGGCAUAGGAGUUAGCAUCAUGGUUAACACUAUUAAAAGUAUCCAACUAUCAUUGAUUACAUUAUUGCUGAUGAAAUAAACACGUCACCCUAGAUACACAUAUAUUCACAUGUUUCACAGUUAGUGAAAAUAAAAUAGGUUAGGGCAAGGUUUUCUGUAGACAGCAUCGACUCAUCACAUUCAACAUAAUUUUUCAUCUGUAGGAUGGCCCAACAUGCAGUUCUUUUCUACUGAGCUUAAAACCCUUCACCCAUGAAUAUUUUAGCUAGGUAAGACUAGUUUGGUUCCGUGGGUCUCAGUCAUUUAAGACCUGUUGAAAAUAAAUAGGCCUUGGGCUGUACUAAAAUAAUUUUGUUUGCUUUUAUGCCAAGAUUGGGCUUUACUUGUGUUUCCUGUGAUCUCAACUUUUUAGCUAUUGCUGGGGAGCAGUAAAAUGGAUAAUGGAAAAAUAAGUGUUUGGUUUUGGAUGAGUAGUUUACUACCACAGCAUUAGUUGAAUUGCACUUUAGUUUUAGGUUAGACAACUAAAUUUUCACAACUAUACCCUGUGGAUUGGAUGAGAUUUCCCCCAAAGUAAUAGAUGAAGAAAUGAUGUUAGAGGCCUCGAAGUCAUUCAUGUAACUAGGAGCAGUAUCCCAAACUGAUACUUUUUCUCCAGAACCGUAAUGACUACCUGUUGAUAUUUGAACGACAUUAAGGGAAUAGGGCGUGCAAUAACUGCAGUAUAGAGACGUGAGUCUGCAUAACAUUGGGAUCAGGGUUAGCAUUACUGUUCUCCACUUCCUUUAGGGUAAAGUAGAUACGUAAACGUUGAUUUGGUAGAGCUUUUGAUUUCCAGGCUGUAUGGUAACACAGUAAUAUUCAGUUAGUAGAUUAUUUUUUCAUCUGCUUUGAUGUUACAUUUAGUGCAAUUUAAUCUAGACAUGGAAGAUAAUAUAUUUAUCAUAGCAUCAUCCAGGUGA